Molecule: messenger RNA, 1942 nt
Organism: Microbotryum saponariae
Lineage: Eukaryota; Fungi; Basidiomycota; Microbotryomycetes; Microbotryales; Microbotryaceae
Source: the annotation of a GenBank genome assembly
AUGGCCCCCAUCCAAGUCGGUAUCAAGUGAGUCGGUGACGCCCACUACUCGGUGCUCGGUGCUCGGUGCUCGGUGCUCGGUGCUGAGCUCAGGCGACGACGAUGGCUGACGCGCUGACGUUAUCCGUUCGAACGGCGACUGGCUGCGUCCCCCCUUCCCCCGCCCUCAGCGGUUUCGGUGAGCGUUCGAUCCCAUCGCAAUCGCAGCCACGUCGCAGCACUGGGUGGGAGCGCGAUCUGACCCACAACGCCAUCACGCUUUCCUCGUGCUUCGUGCUUCGUCUUGUCUUGUAUGUACAGGUCGCAUCGGUCGCAUCGUCCUCCGUAACGCCGUUAGUCCCUCCGAGCCUAUUCUAUUGGCCUCGGUCAGCUCAGCGACACAACUCUUGGCUGAAACCUCCCUGCCCGCUCUCUUGACCCCUGUGCCAUCAUCGUCGACCUCGCUCGACACCCCCAGUUGAUCCACAACGAUGUCACCGUCGUCGCCAUCAAGUAAGUAUCCGGCCUCUGUCCUUGUCGACGCGGGAAGAGCGGCGCGGAGUUGCGGCUCCACUUUUAGGGCCGGCCGUGUGUCUCUCUCGUUGGGCCCGCAGCUCCCGUCGGUCCCCCCGCCGCGGCUGACCGGUUCUUCCUUCUCGUGUGCAUCGUUUGUAGCGACCCCUUCAUCGACCUUGAGUACAUGGUACGUGCUCCCUCUCCUGCCUUUUCCCCACCGAGUCUCGAUGAUGCGGACCAAAGUUCUAUAAGACAUGACCUCGACUGACCUUUCUAUACCGCUCGAUUCGAUUACAGGUCUACAUGUUCAAGUACGACUCGACCCACGGCCGAUUCCAGGGCUCCGUCGAGAUCAAGGACGGCAAGCUUGUCAUCGACGGAAAGUCGAUCGCCGUCUUUAACGAGAAGGACCCCGCCGCGAUUCCAUGGGGCUCUGUUGGCGCUGACUACGUCGUCGAGUCGACCGGUGUCUUCACCACCAAGGAGAAGGCCGGCGCCCACUUGAAGGGUGGAGCCAAGAAGGUCGUCAUCUCGGCCCCUUCGGCCGAUGCGCCCAUGUAUGUCGUCGGUGAGUUCAUUUUCCGACUUUGCCAUUGCCCCGCCCAUGACAUUCGCACAGGUUCUAAUAAGAUCGGCUCCUAACGAACUAAUCAGGUGUCAACCUCGACAAGUACAACUCGGCCGACACCGUCAUCUCGAACGCGUCGUGCACUACCAACUGCUUGGCCCCCCUCGCCAAGGUCCUUCACGACAAGUUCACCAUCGUUGAGGCUCUCAUGACCACCGUCCACGCCACCACCGCCACCCAGAAGACGGUCGAUGGCCCGUCGAGCAAGGACUGGCGAGGAGGCCGUGGCGCCGCCGCCAACAUCAUCCCUUCGUCGACCGGUGCCGCUAAGGCCGUUGGCAAAGUCAUCCCCGACCUCAACGGCAAGCUCACCGGUAUGUCUUUCCGUGUCCCCACCUCGGAUGUCUCGGUUGUCGACCUGACGGCCCGCAUCGAGAAGUCGGCGUCCUAUGACGAGAUCAAGGCCGCCAUGAAGGAGGCUUCCGAGACCGUGAGUAUUGCUUGGAGUUUGCGCGAAACCUAUCCAAGAGAGAAAUUCUUCGAGGACUGAUGGCUUUUCCCUUCGUGCUCCUGCUCACAGUACCUCAAGGGUAUCCUCGACUACACCGAGGACGAGGUUGUCUCGACCGAUUUCCUCGGCUCCAACGCUUCGUCGACCUUCGACGCCAAGGCCGGUAUCGCGCUCAACAAGAACUUUGUCAAGCUCGUCUCGUGGUACGACAACGAGUGGGGCUACUCUCGCCGUGUCGUCGACCUCUUGGUUUACGUUAGUCUACUCUCCCCUGUGUUAAGCCCAUUACCCGCGCAGGCUUGCUGAUUCGUUCGCUUUUGCUCUACACUCGUACAGAUCGCCAAGGUCGACGCUGGCGCCAAGCUCUAA